AUGUUCGUGUAUUCUAUCUUUCAUGCAGCUGUCCUUUCUGUUUAUAUUUACCGAGCCCACAUCCGUCCACGAUACUUCAGUCCUUUGAGGCAUGUGCCACGAGCCAAAAAUGGAUCCCCUGUUCUCAGCCACGGGCUAGCUCAAUUUACCGAUCCGCGUGGCGAUGCCUACCUGCACAUGUUCCAAUCUGUGCCAAACUCAGGGUUGAUUUAUUUUACAGGGUUCUGGUACAACGACCAUGUUUUGCUCACGAGCGCUGAUGCACUCGCCGAGGUGCUUGUGCGACGGUAUCGGGACUUUGUCAAAGCGCCCGCUGCACGUCAUCUCUUGGGUCAACUCCUUGGAAAAGCUCUUCUCAUUCUGGAGGGUGACGAACAUAAGGCUGUCAGAAGGGACUCGUUGCCUGCUUUUAACCACAGUAGUAUUAAGUCUUUGCAUCCAGUCUUCUGGUCGAAAGCUAUCGAUAUGGCGGAUAUGCUGCAGGAAGGUGAUCUGGUCCCAAGCUCCGACUCUAUCAGUUCAAAGGAGAUCGAUAUAUGGGAGAUUGGAAGCAGGGCGACACUGGAUACUAUUGGUCUUGCGACCGUUGGACAGGAUUUCAACAGUAUGAGAGAGCCGCACGUUCUCACUGAGCUCUACGACAUACUAUUCAACCCUAGCCCGCAAAUGAGCCUGUACUUCGUACUCAACGCUAGCCUUCCUCGCUGGGCAUUGCAGAUCCUGGCGAGGCCUCUGGAAAUUCAGUUCUACGACACACGCGCCAAAUUGAAUUCGCUCUGUAUAGGCUUAGUGAAGGAAAUGAAAGGUCGCGCUAAAGACGGGACUGAGAACAACAUCUUAUCCAGGCUGAUGAGAGGCAAUGCCUUCUCCGAAGAUGAACUUGCCACACACCUCUUGAUGACUAUUGGUGCUGGAUACGAACCUACGGCUGCCGCUUUCUGUUGGGCGAUCUGGUUUCUUGCAGCUCAUCCUGACUGGCAAACCCGCCUACGGAAGGAGAUACAAGACAACAUCUCACAUCGCUUUUUUCAUCACGACGCCGACGGUUUUGUUGCUGGCCAAGUACUAGAGGAGCUCCCAAUACUCAAUGCUGUUUGCAACGAGACGUCACGCUUUAUGCCCACCUCGCCCAUAACUACUCGUGUAGCGGCUGACGAUACCACAAUACUUGGACAUCCUGUUCGUCGUGGAACCCGCGUAUUUGUUGUGCCAGGCGCCAUCAACCGCUCUACCGAGGCUUACGGUCCAAAAGCGAAUGAAUAUGAUCCUAGCCGCUGGAUCAACGACGAUACAGGAAAGGCUAACAAUCAUGGUGGCGCAAGCACGAAUUAUGCGUUUUCCACAUUUCUCCAUGGACCACGUAGGUGUAUCGGUCAAAUGUACGUGACAGCGGCUGUCCGUGCGUUUGUCGCUGCUUUUGUAGGUCGAUACAGAUUUGAAGUUCUUCGAGAACUGACUGCGGAGGGUAUUACGACGGUGCGGCCAAAAGAUGGUAUGCAGUUGAUCCUAUAUCCUGUUGAAAAGUGGUGA
Molecule: messenger RNA, 1530 nt
Organism: Parastagonospora nodorum SN15
Lineage: Eukaryota; Fungi; Ascomycota; Dothideomycetes; Pleosporales; Phaeosphaeriaceae
Exons: 4
Coding region: 1-1530 (509 amino acids)
Molecular function (GO): iron ion binding; oxidoreductase activity, acting on paired donors, with incorporation or reduction of molecular oxygen; heme binding
Source: RefSeq, a predicted model, not a curated record